AGACUGGGAGAAACGCUCUGAGAGCCACAAACCGGGCAGCCCUCAGGCGUGGGACUGCCGCAGCGUUUCUGACCACUUCCUUUCUGCUUCAGCGAGUCACACAAGCUCGCAGCACCACAGUUAGAUUCUUUGUCUCGUCCUCUACGGGACGACGGCGGGUAGUUCUCUCUUGUUCCUCAACGACGACCAUCAUCCAAAUCGCGCGCCAGAUUUCUGACGCGAGACUGCGACUAGCCGAGAGAGACGAGGAGGAAUAUUAGCCAAUAGAAAUCUCUCUUCGAACGAACGUCGUCAACUCUCGGUGCUGCCGUAUCCUAUUUGUUCUCCGCUGCUGCGGUCUGCCAUCAGUCAUUCCGCGUUUCCAAAUUCCAACCUGUCAUAUCGACAUCGAGUUAGUGGCAGCUCAUCGGCCAGUUAGGACUUUCGAAGGUGUUUUGGGACUUUCGGCCAGUCAGGACUCAGAAAUCAGCCAGUAAGGACUUUCUGCUCUCUCUCCUCCCUCAGUCAGCAUCAUCACGGCAGCAAGAGAGCAUUCCCUCAAGACGGCAUCGAUCCGUCAUAUCUCACGAGCUGUCCCAGAGAUUUUUCAUCAUUUCUUGAUUUCGAGGCCUUAUUCUCGAGUUCCCCUCCUUAGCGUCGCGCGCCGAGCCGGUCAGUUCUGAGUACCACGUGUCACCUCGUCAGCCGCUCCGGCUCCAAGGCUUGCCGAAAGCCCGUGCUCGAAAAUUCGAGGAGAUUCCACAAACCACAUUUCGAAGGGUUUUUAUAAACCGGCACAACUCGACGCUUACCUAUUUGACAUAGGUCUCUUUCCAUCCGGCGUCUAUUUCGUACGCGCCUCGCGAACAGAUGGACGCGGAGAUUCUUAUCCGCGACCAGCUCGAUCUCGGCGACAUGGCGGAUUUCAUCGCAGGCGACGCCUGCGACUUCGGCGACUGCUUUUCCGACGACGAGUUCGACGUGGACGAAUUGGAGCGACGCAUGUGGAAGGAUCGCCUGAAGCUCAAACGGAUUAAAGAUGGCCAGAAGGCCAAGGACGGCGAGGUAACUACGGCGGAUGAGCACGCGAAUGACGCGGCGGGGGAUGCGGCGGGAGACGCGCCGAAGGACGCGGCGGCGGCGGCGGAGAACGAGCAGCGGACGAGGCAGCGGCAGUCGCAGCAGGACCAGGCGCGGCGGAAAAAGAUGUCGCGCGCGCACGACGGCAUUCUUAAGUACAUGCUCAAGAUGAUGGAGGUGUGCAACGCGCAGGGCUUCGUGUACGGGAUCAUUCCCGAGAAGGGGAAGCCAGUCGGCGGAAGCUCCGAUAAUCUCCGCGCGUGGUGGAAGGAUAAGGUUCGGUUUGACCGCAACGGCCCCGCCGCCAUCGCGCGCUACAACGCGGAACAGGCCGCCACUUCCGCCGCCGCCGCUACUGGGGGGAACGGCAACGCGUUUCCCGGCGGGAUGAUCCUCGGCGCGGGCGGAACCGGCGGAACCGGCGGAAUCGUCGGAAUCGGCGGGAUUUCUUCCGCGCUGGCGACGCCGCAGACGCUGCAGGAGCUGCAGGACACGACGCUGGGGUCGCUGCUGUCGGCACUCAUGCAGCACUGCGAACCCCCGCAGCGCAGAUUCCCCCUCGAGAAGGGCGUUCCGCCGCCCUGGUGGCCGUCGGGGGACGAGCACUGGUGGCCGCAGCUGGGGCUGACACGCGGCAGCGGACCGCCUCCUUAUAAAAAACCCCACGAUUUGAAGAAGGCGUGGAAGGUGGGCGUGCUGACGUCAGUGAUUCGGCACCUGUGCCCUGACGUGGCACGGAUAAGGAAGCUAGUGCGGCAGAGCAAGUGCCUGCAGGAUAAGAUGACGGCGCGGGAGAGUGCCACGUGGAACACGGUAUUGGACCAGGAGGAGGCGGAGAUUCUUAAAGCGCAAGGGCGGCUCGAAGACGCGGCGAAAUUCGACCCGUUUGCCGCCGGGUCGCCUGUAAGGGCCGCGGGAGAUGGCGGGAUUGGCGGGGAAAUCGGCGGAAGCGGCGGAAUUGGCGGGAUUUUUGGAGUGGUCGGGGGAGGAAUCCGCGCAACGGACUUCACGAGCAUGGAUACGAACGCGCUUCUGGCGGAGAUUUUGGGCGGAGAGAUGGGUGCCGGGGGGAAAGAAACGGGGGAGGAAAAGCGGAGCGACAGGUUCUCCGCGCCCGCCUCUGCUGCUGGUAUCGGGGCGGAUUAUAACGAGUACGCACCUGAAGAAAUUGGCCGCUCGGCAGGCAGAGUCAAGACGGAGCAAGAAAUUUUAAAUGCCCCCGCUAUAAUGUACUCCGGUACAAGCAACGUCACCAGUGCUGCUGCUACUGCUGCUAACUCGCUUACACAGGCUGGAGCGAAUGUGACCCCAGAGCACCGAGUUUUCCUCUGCCCGUUCGACCGCUGCCCGAAACACCAGUGGAGCAAUGCCUUUGCUGACCGGAAUGCCCGGAACCUCCACCAAGCCUCCUGCCCGUUCCGCCCAAAGCUCUCAGGUUCGGGUGGGCCUGCUCCUGCCGGUGCUACCGGUGGUUCUAACAAUGGUGGUGCUAAUAGCGGUGGUGGCAUUAGCAACGCCAUUCGCAGGAGUGCCAGUGCCUCCUCCUUCCUCCCUGCUGCUCAUCCCGCCACCGUUGCUGCCGCCGCCCCCGCCGCUGCAGCUGCUGCUUCUGUUGGUACUCCUGGCAGCACUGGCAGUGCCACUGGCUCUGCUGCUACCGGUUCUGCGACUGCUGGAUCUCCCCUUGCUGCUGCAAGCUCUGCUGGCAGCACCAAGCCGUCUGGCAAGGACCCUGCCGCCUUCGCUACAGCUGCCGCUACAGCCGCCGCCAUCAAGGCCAGCAUGCAGCAGGCGCAGCACGGCCAGCAGAGUCAACCAAAGUCAAGGCUCUCCACCUCCUCCUCCUCCCGCGCCCCUCCCGCCCCCACUGCUGCUAACAUGGCAGCCGGCCACCCUGUGAACCAGCCUCCUACCUUCCCCUAUAACAGCCACCACCACAAUCACUAUCAGCAGCAGCAGCACCACCACCAGCAUCAAGCGCAGCUGCUGAGGCAAGGAAGCUUCCCGGGUGAUUCCUUCCAUCCGCCCCCUGCUAUUGGCAUGCCCACUGGAGCUCCUCCGGGCAGCGGGCAGUUUGGAGAAAUGUUUCCGGGGAUGAUGUUUGGGCAGCCCGGUGGUAUGAUGGGCAUGGCGGGAAUGCCGCCACCAUCCAUGCACCAACACAUGGCACAUGCAGCUGCACAUGCAGCCCAUCCCUUUGCCUUUAACAUGCCCCCCAUGGGUCAUCAUUUUCCUGCAUACAGCAGCAUGGCUGGUGGCAUUGCUAUUGGUCAGCAGCAGCAGCAGCAGCAGCAGCAGCAGCAACAGGGAGAGGAGAUCCGGCAGCAGCAGCAUCAUCACGAUCAGCAGCAGCAGCAGCUGGAGAAGCGGAGGAGAGAGUUGAAUCGGCAGCAGCUGCAGUUGCAGAGACAGCUGCAGCACGAGCAGCAGCAGCAGCGACACCAACAGCAGCAGAUGGCACGAUUGAGUGAGGAGAAAGCAGGGCUCUCAAGUGUCGGAGAAGCGGGGGAGAGUGCAAGGAGCGCUGGUGGGGUCGGAAGUGCCACCUGCAGCAACAAUGCUCCCAGCAACCAUGGCCUCAGUAAGAGCAACAGCAAGAGUAACAGCACUGGCAACUCAACCAACAAUCACUUACCUCCUCCCUCGCUCCUCCUCCCUCCGUCCACGCAUGUCCCUCCCUCCAUCUCUCCCCGCCUCGCUGCACUUAUAGCCCAGCAGCAGCAGCAGGAGGAGCUGAUCGCCACCGUUGGAUCGUGGGCCAAGGGCCAGCUCCAAACCAGAAUGAAGCGCCGCGCUCUGUCCGACCUCCAAGGCUUGGUGUCCGGCGAACGCAUGCUCGGCCGAGCCUUGACCGAGCCUAUGGCGGAGGUCCGGGUAGAAGCGGGUGGGGGAGAAGGGAGUGGUGCCGAAGCUGGCGGAUUGCAGUUCAGUGCCUUUGAGAGACUGACCGGAGAGGGUGGGCUGAGUGGUGCUGGUGUCGAUGAGUUGAGCAUGUGGGAUAGUGGUAUGGUGGGCAGUUAUGGCACUGCUGCUGUUGCUGCUGGUGGCGCUGUUGCUGCCACUGCACCAGGUGGGAGUGGUGCUGCUGCUACUGCUGCUGCUGGCGUAGAGGGGCAUGAGAGUUACUUUGGACUGGGUGAUGCUGCAGCAGGGCUGGUGGGAGGGCAUGAUCCGAUGAGGCUGAUGGGGCACCUGAUGGACGACGAUCUGCACUACUUCACCUGCUAGGUGCUGUUCAUGUGUUAUGUGUCGUGUGUCAUGUGUGGUGGCAUGCACCCGUGGCCUAGCACAACCACCCAUGACCCAGCAGCAGCAGCCCAUGAUGCUCGGAUGAAGCUGAUGAAGCUGAUGGGUCAUCUCACGGACGACAACCUGCGCUACUUCACCUGCUGACGGCUGUUGACCUCUCGGAUUCUAACCUGAAGUGUCCACCACCUGAAAUGUGUCUUUCUGUAGAGUAGCCUGUAACCUGUGAACACUUUUGCAUGUUGCCCUUACUAAAGCCUAUCAAUAAAACCUUGGCAUUCUU
This is a messenger RNA of Closterium sp. NIES-67, 4588 nucleotides long. Lineage: Eukaryota; Viridiplantae; Streptophyta; Zygnematophyceae; Desmidiales; Closteriaceae. The record is from the annotation of a GenBank genome assembly.